This is a messenger RNA of Plasmodium knowlesi strain H, 615 nucleotides long. RefSeq names its product conserved Plasmodium protein, unknown function. NCBI's taxonomy places the organism in Eukaryota, Apicomplexa, Aconoidasida, Haemosporida, Plasmodiidae. The record is from RefSeq and is a predicted model, not a curated record. Bases 1 to 615 code for a protein of 204 amino acids. The transcript has 4 exons.
AUGGAUGCGACAGAACUGACAACCUCUAUCCCCCCCGAAAAUUUCUCACACUUGGGAAGGCUAAAGAACGGGGGGGAAAUUAAAGGCGUGAGAAAUGUGGGUAGUUUGGAGAGUUCUUCCCACUUGAGAUGUACUAACAGUUGGACAUAUAUGAAUCACCUCGCGAAUGCAUGCAAUUGGGGCAGUUUUAUCCAUCUGCAGGAUUUGGACGAUACUGACUUGGAAAUCCAAGAAAACCUAAAAGAAGCAAAGAAGAAAAAGUUUAUCAAAAAAUACGAGGAGAACAGAGAAGAUAUCCUGCGAAGAAUCAUCAACAGCCUGAGGGACGACUAUCCGAACAACAACCCGAGUGGCGGUCUCCAAAGUUACUCGUCUGAGAAGAGGCACCAAGUUGAGUCUCCCACAAGGACCGAAAACUCCAAUGUAGAACGUUUAAGGAGCAUGAGCUCAACGCACGGCUUAUUGAAGAUAUUCCUCAUAACCUUCUUCGCCUCCCUCGUCUUUUUGGCCUUGGUAGUUUUAAUAAAAUAUGUGUACAGGAAAUUUAAGAAACACAUGGAAAAUCGGUUGCGCAAGUACAAUAGUGGCGUAGAAGCGCUAAAUUACAUCCCCUAG